Molecule: messenger RNA, 1058 nt
Organism: Vidua chalybeata
Lineage: Eukaryota; Metazoa; Chordata; Aves; Passeriformes; Viduidae
Gene: NEDD8
Product: NEDD8 ubiquitin like modifier
Exons: 11
Coding region: 106-978 (290 amino acids)
Biological process (GO): protein neddylation; telomere capping; regulation of proteolysis
Cellular component (GO): shelterin complex; nucleus; cytoplasm
Molecular function (GO): protein tag activity; telomeric repeat DNA binding; ubiquitin protein ligase binding
Source: RefSeq, a predicted model, not a curated record
AUGACGUCACAGCGGGCGCGCCGCCGCCGCCGCUCCCGGAGCGGCCUCAGAGCGGCCGGGACGGCGGCGGGAACGGGCCGGAAGUGACGUCACAGAGAGCGCGGGAUGGACGGGAGUGACGUCAGCCCCUCCCCCUCCCUGCGCUUGGCCCUGGCCGGGGCCUGGUGGGCGCUGAGGGGGCGUGGCCUGUCGGGGCGCGGCCCCGGGGGGCGUGGCCUGGACGGGCGUGGCUGGGGGCGGCUCCUGGCGCUGCUGGAGGCCGCGGGGGGCGGGGCCCCGGCGCUGCUGCGGCCCCGGCACUGGGCGCGCCUCAGCCUGGGGCUGCGGGCUCAGGUGGUGACGUCACUGCUGGAGGAGCUCGGCCCCUCCCCCGCCGUGCUGGACGCGCUGGAUUGGCUCUUCCCGGAGGGGGCGGGGCCAGAGAGAGGCCACGCCCUCGGGGCGCUGCACGGGCUCCCCCUGGUGGGCGUGGCCGAGGAGCACUUCCGGGAGCAGGUGCUGGGAAUUCUGGGAAGUGGGCGGGGCCUGGAGCCCUUCCUGCAGGAGUACGGGCCGCCGUUCCGCCGCUCCCUGGCCGAGCUCUUCCUGCUCCUGCUGCGGCGCCUGGAGCGCGCCCUGCCCCCCCCGCACCUGCGCCAGCUGGAGCAGCUCUGUCAAAGCCACGCCCCUCCUGGCUCCAGGCCACGCCCCCUCCCUCGCCUGCAGCGUUAUUUCGCGGAGGUUCGCCACGCCCACCCAGACCCAGUGCCGCGCCCACUUCCGGCGGAGAAGACCACGCCCACGCCUAAGCCCCGCCCCCGCCGCCGCAGGCUCCGCCCACUCCGCAUCCUCCCCCUCGACGCUGACGGGGAAGGAGAUCGAGAUCGACAUCGAGCCCACGGACAAGGUGGAGCGGAUCAAGGAGCGCGUGGAGGAGAAGGAAGGGAUCCCCCCCCAGCAGCAGCGGCUGAUCUACAGCGGCAAGCAGAUGAACGAUGAGAAGACGGCGGCCGACUACAAAAUCCAGGGGGGCUCCGUCCUCCAUCUUGUGCUGGCCCUGCGGGGGGGCGUGGCCAGGG